This is a messenger RNA of Amyelois transitella, 3457 nucleotides long. Its product is annotated as integrin beta-PS. The coding region runs from base 124 to 1464 and encodes 446 amino acids. NCBI's taxonomy places the organism in Eukaryota, Metazoa, Arthropoda, Insecta, Lepidoptera, Pyralidae. The transcript has 7 exons. The record is from RefSeq and is a predicted model, not a curated record.
GCCGUGCGUCCGUACGGACGGAUUGAACGAUAACGCGCGCAAUUUGAAAAUCGAACGCGAUCCCGGCAUUCGACAAAAACAAUAAAAAAAAUAGAACCGUGUUGAUUUCUUAAGAAAAAAAAAAUGGCGCCUAUUUUCUUUUUCAUGGUGUUGAUUACAAUUCCGAUUCAGUGGAUUUUCGCAUUUAAUUGUAAUAGUGUGGAAUAUGAGACUAUUAUGGAUUGCGAUCAGUGUAUUAAAUGUGGCGGUCAUUGGUGCAUUUCACCCGGUCCCAAUGAGUCACAUUGCAGUAGACUUUCAUUUGGAGAAACGAGGUGUACAUCUUACAAUGAGAAAGAGAUAUUCCAAUUUUUCCCUCGACAGCAACAAGACGGCAAUAAAACAUCGAUAAUACGACCAGUCUCGUUCGAAGAUUCGAUUAAAGUGUCCGAUGGUGAAAGAAACAAAGAGUUUUCGACGCCAAGCAAAGUCAAUAUUGACGUCACCCCCAUAGAUUAUCUAGGCAGUACACCCGAUGUGAAACUUGUCAAGAAAAAAUGUGACAAGGAUACGUGCACACAAAAGCUUGUUGUUAGUCUUGACAGCGACUUCUGCAGCGAUACUGGUGGACCUGUCCAGCAUUUUGUAGUGCCUUUGAAGAUCGAUGACGUCAUACAUGCUAAAGGUCAAUACAGCGUGCCCUGCGCGUGCCAAUGUAGCAGAAAUGUCAGUGUGAACGACGCUUAUUGCAAUGGUCGUGGAAACCUCUCGUGUGGUGUGUGCAAGUGUAAAGAAGACUGGAGGGGUCCUCGUUGUGAGCAGAAGGCACCUUAUGAUGAGAGGGAGUAUGUGGAACCUGAUACUGAUGGCUCUUGCCCCGUCCGAGGAGACAUCAGCUGCAGACAUGAAAUGAGGCCUGACGUCGAUUGCUCUGGCAACGGGCGAUGUGAAGAUUGCUGCAUUUGUGACAGAACCCAAGAUGGUUGGCAAUACUUCGAUGGGAACAACUACUGUGAAGAUAUAUGUAUGACAACAUCGGAAAUUUUAGAAAAAGAUUCUAAUUUGACCUCUGUUCAUUUGAUUACUUACGAUGAAGAAGUUUCAAGACGACGAGAUAGUAAAAACAGGAGUAUCUGGGUGGAAUGUGAAGAGACGGUGAAUGACUGCAAAUGGACAUAUUUGGCUAGGAAAAAUGUUAGGAAUGAAAUAGCUAUUAUGAUCAGUAAGAAGUCCUGUCCUAACGCCGAGGCUGUUGUAGGAGGAGGCAUGAAUGUUACAGCAUUAGUAGUGCCCUUAGUGGUAGCUGCGGCAUUGGCGAUGGCUGGAGUAGGAUAUUACGUAUGGCAGAGCAAGGGAGGCGCGCCACAACUGAACAAAGCCAACUACCAAGGCCUGGAAGGGCCGAAAACCAGAGUGGAAACGAAUCCUGUAUACAUCGAGCCUAUUAAAUCAUACAAAAAUCCUACGUAUGGCCAACAAGUAUAAUUUAGGUGUUACCUGCUGGCUGAUUCAUCGAAACCGGCUACAGGAGCGUAUUAAGUUUCAAAUAUCGAUUAGAUCACUUUUGAAAUCUUCGAUCUCUGAAUGCGGUCCUGUGCCGACGCCAUUCCACUGCCUGUGAUCGACACCGUCGUGAUUUUGAUGAAGAAAUUACACUCGUCCGGUGUUCAUUCGCAACGCAAAUUGUAAAAUAGAUUACUUUAUGUAUGUUUACGUGUGUAGUAAGUACACUUCUGUGAUAUAUUAAAUUUGUUAAGUAAUAGUGACUCAUUCAACGUUCAGAUGUAUCAGGUGUUUGAUUAAUCAAAGUAAACAUGCUCUUUACAAUAGCGCUGAUAACUAGAUUUUGGUAUUAUAAUAGUAUAAUUAAUGCAAUAAUGACGCAUAAUUUAUAUAAUAAUUAACGAAUGUAGGUACAACAUCAUUGUGUAACUGAUGAUCGAGUGAGAAGUUACCAUGCUACAAUGGCCGAUAGAAAAAUGAUUUGCGGUUAUUAGUGAAAGUGUCUGGAACACUGGAAAGUAGGAUGGUUGUAGUAUAGUGUAUUUUAUGGGCGUGUAGGUGUUUUUGUACGAUUUAAUGUUGUGUGGUUGUGUGGGCCUCGCGGGCGAUCACGCCGAGACAACGGAAUGAGUAACGGGUUUUUUUGAACUCUGACACAUAAACACCCGUACCUUUCAACAUGUAAAUUGUUUAAAUGAUACAAAAACAAAUAUGAAAGUGUUCAUUUGUAAUGAAGAAAUUUCGAUAACUUUAUUUUUCUUCAAUUAAUUAUGUUCCUAAAUUAAAAUAAUUAGGUACUUAUUUAGGACUUAUGGUUGAAAGUCAAAUUCCAUUAAAUUUAAGCACAAUGGACCACAUAAAAGAAAAGGAAAUCACAUCACCUUUGUUCGAAGUUGUAUAAUUUAUAUGUAGCCCUUUGUACUUAAGUGCAUAAAUCUAUAUAUUUCCAAUUUGUCAAGCUCAAUAAUUUUUUUUCAGUAGUGUAGUAUUUUCACUCUUAUAAUAAUCUUUUAAACAAAAUUGUUGUACAAAAUGGCUUGGUUUGAUCAAAGAGACAAAACUUAAUUAAGGAAGUUAUCAUUGAUGGAUGUACUCUUGCCAUGCCCCAAUACAUUUGAACAAAUAUUUAGAAAUAAAUAAGUAUUAUCGUGUCAAGUGACGCUAUUGUAAAUGAAUAUUGUUGGCACUUAUGUGUGACCUAUGCAAUGUAGAUAAGCGCUGUUUAUUCAUACAUAAUUCAAUAAGGAAAGUAUACGGUGGGGGACAAAGAAAAAAAACAUAGUAUCCCUACAUUCUGGGUAGUAUUGAAGAAGUAUAUGUAGCCCACUGUACGAAGGUCUUGACUGUUCCAAUUUUUUCAUAGUAUUUUUACUUUUAAGUUAGUAUGUUUCUGGUGCUUUUAGUUUGUACUGUAUAUAUUUUUGCUGCCACCAAGCAUUUAGUAUCCAUUCAUACAUAUUCAAAUAGGAAUUAUUGCGUUCAGAACAUCUUUAUUAUUCAGUAUUGUGUGGUCUCCACACGAGAAACAUGACAAUUAUUAAAAUUUCGUUUUGCCCAAGAUAAUGUUGGAUAUAAUGCAUUUUAUGCAAGAUUUUGAUUGAAAUUUUUUUGGAAAUAUUUGUAUUGUAUUGAAUUAAAAACAAACAUCCAAAGAUUUUGAGGCGUAUACAAAUUCCACGAGUAAAUAAAGACUCAUUUAUUGGUAAGAUUUAGUUAUAAGUUCAUUUAUGUUGGAUAUAUUGUAAUUAUGAGGUAAUUGACAUCACGUAAUAAGUUAUUUAUUAUUUCUUCAAUUGGUAGAAACACGUAGAAACGUCGUACGUAAGACACCAUAAUAAUAAACUUAUGAAUAUCUAAAAAAUAUUCAAUCAUUUCAUUUCUCAAUAUUAUUAUAAGAACCUUAGACUAAAUUCUGAAAGAAUAUAAUCUCAUAUUUGUAUUUUUGUAAAUUUGUAACAUAGCUAGUCAAUAAAAA